Molecule: messenger RNA, 4019 nt
Organism: Daldinia loculata
Lineage: Eukaryota; Fungi; Ascomycota; Sordariomycetes; Xylariales; Hypoxylaceae
Product: CHAT domain-containing protein
Exons: 2
Coding region: 56-3865 (1269 amino acids)
Biological process (GO): cilium assembly
Molecular function (GO): protein binding
Source: RefSeq, a predicted model, not a curated record
AUCUAGCAUCGCAUCUUAUUAAACCAUAGUUACAUCACAGACAGACACUUACAACAUGGCCGACAUGGGUGUAUUUAACAUAGAUCCAGGUCUAAAGUUAUUCCUUUCUAAAUUAAACGAACAUAACCUCCAUUCCUUCGCCAAAGUCCGUGAAGACCCUACGAACGACGAGCAGAUCGAGUUGUAUAUAUAUUGUUGUCUUUUAAUCUUCCAAAAAUCGCACUCCGAGGAACAGCUUGAGCGAGCUAUUCAGAGAGCUAAUGGUUGGCUCGCGGUUACACCUGCAGAUCACUCAGAUCAUAGUCGACGAUCUAGUAUUCUAGACACGUUAUCCACCCAGAUGCAUCAGUAUAAGUCCCAACAGAAUAUCCGCGAAGCCGCCAAAACUAUACCACAGCUACAUCCUGAUAUUUCAGGGUUUCAUCCCCAGGAUAUUGGUGUGCAAAUGCAGCCUAUGGCUAUCCAAGCGCUCAUCAUGGCACAGUCUCUAACUAAUCGAGCGAUACGCCUCGCCCAAAAUUAUACGCAGACCGGCCUUUUGGCAGACCUAGAUGAGGCUAUUGCGGUCAUGGAUCGAGUAGUAAACAUCGAAGAUGGUCUUGUCAUACCAUCUAUGUUAGGGAAUUUUGCAUCAAUGCUCCUCCAACGAUUCCUAGGUAGAAGAUUAAUCGAGGAUCUAAACCGUGCAAUUGACAACCAAUCAAAAGUUCUAGACGCCGCGUCUCCAGAAGAUCCGGAAUACUUCAAGUUCUUGCUCGGGCUUAAUUCAAUGCUUCUGCUAAAAUGCAAAGAGACAUCAUCGACGGAGGAGGACCUAGACCGAGCGAUUAAGCUUUUGUUUAAAGCGAUGGAUGCGUCACCUCGUGAUCCUAUAGAUCGCAGCCUUUGUUUGAACAAUAUUGGGUCGUCGUUGAGCGACCGGUUUGAAAAACGGGGAUCACUCAGGGACUUAGAUGAUGCGAUCAAAUUCACGACCAAGGCGGUCGAUCUCAUGCCUCAAAAUGAGCCUUACCGUGCUCUUUACUUGAGCAACCUUGCACGCCUUCUUGGCUUUCGAUUCGAUAGAACAAAAUGUGUCGAGGACAACGAUCGAGCGAUCAAGGCUGCAGCCGAUGCAGUAGAAUCUACGCCCCUUACGCAUAUCGAUCGCCUUAAGCGCUUGCGAAUCUUCAAACGGCAGCUUAAUUCGAAAUUCAAACGAACAAGUUUGAUGGAAAUACUAAAUCGUAUGAUUCAAAUUGCAACCGAAGUACUUGACCUCACACCUAGAAACCAUCCGGAUCGCGCCACCCGGUUAAGCGAUCUUGGACAUGACCUUGGUGAGCGGUUUCAGCGGACGGGUUUAAUGGAAGACUUACACCGUGCGAUCGAAAUUGUAGCUGAAGCAGCAGAUGCCACGCCUCGAGACCAUCCUGAUCAUUUUUCACACUCCCAUGCCCUUGCAAACCUGCUUUCUAGCCGAUUCGAACAUAUGGGUACAAUGGAAGACAUAGAUCGUGCAAUCGAAUUAGGGAGUUAUUUGCGGAAGGUAACACCAGAAGAUACACCAGGUUACUACCGGAUUUCUCAUAACCUUGGAACUUUUAUUACUAGGCGAUUGAAACGGAGAAAAUCAAUCAAAGACCUAGACGAUGCCAUUAAUUUGCUUAAUGUUGCAAUAAAUGGCAUACCUCAAGAUAGCGACGAUUACGUUACGGCACUAAACAAUCUUGGAAUUAUGCUCGAGACACGAUUCCAGGUGAAUGGGUCUAUGGAAGAUCUAGAUCAUGCGAUUGAAUUCUCAACAAGGGCAGCGAACGCGAUUUCUGAAGGCGAUCCACGCCGCGCUACAUGCCUAGAUAGUCUCGCGAGUCAGCUGUGCGAGAGGUUUGAACAAAAGGAGACAACCUUAAAAUCGAAAUCGGGAGUGAUUAGAGAUAUCGAGUGUAAAAUUAGGGAUUUCCUCAGUGUCAAGGUUAUGCCGUUGGAAACAUAUUUAGACCUGGGAUCACCUAACUCGGAAACAAUCGAAGAUCUAGAUCGUGCGAUCAAGAUAACAGAGACUGCAGUUAAGCUCGUCCCUCAAGACCAUCAAAUGCGUGGUUCAUUCUUAAGCAACCUUGCGAUAAGGCUUGAGUACCGAAACGAUUGGAAACCUUCGACAGAUGACUUGAGCCGCCAGUUAGAAGUUUUAGUUGAGGGAUGGCAUUGUAAUGCUUCUAUUCCAUCUAUUCGAAUGAACUCAGCUCGUAGUGCUGCCCGAAUUCUCGCAUCACAAGAAAAUUGGAAAGAAUCCAGCCGUUUAUUGAAGGGAGUAAUAUCACUACUUCCUACGAUAAGUCCGCGGUAUUUGAAUCGCGCCGACAUGCAAAGCCUAUUGGCUGACCUUUCCGGUUUAUCUUCAACCGCGGCUGCUAUUUCCAUCAACGCCGAAGAAGAGCCUCAAGAAUCUUUACGCAUUCUUGAACUUAGUCGUGGCGUUAUCGCAGGCCUAUUAAUGGAUAUGCGUGGAAAUAUUUCUGAUUUAAAGCUGAGGCAUCCUGAUUUGGCAGAUAGGUUUACGUUGCUUCGGGAUGAGCUGGACACGCCUACGGACAGUCCUGUUCCCUUCUCGCCAAUGAGUGAUCUAUCCGCCUGGGAAUCAAAGUCGAAACGAAGUCGUGAAGCAACCCGAGAGUUCGACCAAGUUGUUGAGAUAAUUCGUACCCAGCCCGGGUUCCAUAACUUUCUUCGGCAACUAUCUGCGGAGGACUUAAUUGCUGCUGCAGGUCUUGGCCCUAUUGUCAUGAUUAAUAUGGAUUCUUCAAUGAUUCCUAACCGAUCCGAUGCGUUCCUUAUCAACGGCAAUGGCAUUCAAACAAUAAACUUGCCGGGGUUGACGAAUUACGAAGUUACAAACAGAACCCAGAAUCUGGGACCCGCCUCCGAUCUAACAUCUUUAUUAGAAUGGCUCUGGCAUAUUGUUUGCCGUCCAUGUCUAGAUGCACUCGGCUUCAAGGGGCCUGUUGUCGAUAAUAAAUGGCCUCAUGUUUGGUGGAUUCCCACUGGCUCCCUUAGUCAACUACCGUUUCACGCGGCUGGCAUCUAUACAAGCACUUCCAAGGAAACUGUUUUAGAUAGGGUUAUAUCAUCAUAUGCAUCGUCAAUCAGAGAAUUGAUACAUAAUCGUCAACGAUGUUCCCAAGAUACGGUCGAAGAUUGCCAAGCCGAUUCUGCUCUUUUAGUUGCAAUGCAAAAUACGCCGGGACUCUCUACGCCUGGGGAUCUUCCGUAUGCUGGCAAAGAAGUAGACAUACUGAGCAAGCUCUGUCCAUCACUUCGGCUCAAUAUAGUCACACCACGACGAUCCAAAAGCGAUGUUCUAAAGCAUUUGCAGAGAUGCAAGUUGUUUCAUUUUGCGGGUCACGGUAGGUCAGAUCUAAAGGAUCCCUCGAACAGCUUUCUAUACCUUGAAGAUUGGGAGCACGACCCCCUAACCGUAGAGAACCUCCGCGAAAGUCGCCUUCACGAGAAUCCACCUUUUCUUGCAUAUCUCUCUGCUUGUUCAACGGGCACUAACAAGGUGAAAUCUUUAUCCGACGAAGGGAUCCAUCUUGUCAGCGCCUUCCAGCUAGCUGGAUUUCGACACGUUGUCGGAACACUUUGGGAAGUGUCAGAUAAACACUGCGUUGAUAUAGCAAGUGUACUUUACGAAACGCUACGAGACGAAGGCAUGACGGAUAUCGCAGUUAGUCGAGGACUGCAUUUCGCGAUUAGAGCACUCAGAGAUAAACGGAUGGAGAAAGGUAAAGAGACGAGAGAUGCCAAGGUACUUAAGUUUGGGGCACCGGCAGCGCGGAGUGUAAUGGAUUAUUUCUGGGUUCCAUAUGUGCAUUUUGGUGCUUAGUGCGAUAUUUGAUUUAAUUUGGGGCUUAAGCGUUGCGUUGUGGUUUGCGUUAGAGAUGAUUGAUCGAUAGGCACAUUUAAUGAGUUUUAUUUUAAUAGCAGCUAGUAGAGAGGCAAUUCGAAUUUGUAUACACUCGGCUUUUACUAGACUGUAA